UGAGCAUUCAUUCAACGCUUAAGCCAUUCAGUCAUUCAUUUCAGUCAAUGCUUUUCAAUGUCUCUCACAUUUUGAGCCAUAGUUUUUUCAAAUGCUUUUCAAAUAAUUAACUGUUUUCACAAUUAAUUGUUCAAAACAUACACACAAUCGUCCACUAAAUCAUUCAUUUCACUGACAAAAUCAUUAAUAUAUCAAAUGUUUUAUCGAUAAAGUGAUGACAAACUCCACACAAACUUCAAGUUAAUGUGUCUUUGAUUUGAAAGUUAAUACAAAUUGAAUGAAUGAUUAAGUGAUGCCAUAUAUGGCUAUUGAUGUCAAUUGAAUACAAGUGUGUUCUGUAUGUGAAGACAUUUCUCAGACAAUAAUUAUCCGCUUUUGUCAACAAUUCAUACAUAAGGAGUGAAAACCCAUUUUUAAAGACACCAUGACUUCCAGUGAAUUGGAUGAACACUUGGAUCACUUAAUUCACAUCACAUCCGAUGAAUACCAGUAUUUGGACUCAACAGACAAUUGGCUCACAUUUGACUCGGACUCGACUCUA
Messenger RNA from Medioppia subpectinata, 541 nucleotides. NCBI's taxonomy places the organism in Eukaryota, Metazoa, Arthropoda, Arachnida, Sarcoptiformes, Oppiidae. The record is from the annotation of a GenBank genome assembly.